UAACAAGUAACAGUCUUACACCGCUUCUUCUUAAAGUAACAUAGAGUUCUUAUUGUUCAGUCAAAUGCUAUAAAAAGAUUUUAGCUUACGUUUCUUUUCUAUUUUUCAAUAUGAUCCGUCAAAAACUUGUUUUAAUGAUAUUCAUUCUUAUAUUAGGUUUAUAUCUACAAUUAGCGAGAACAGUUACGAAUAAAAACAAUCAUGAGUUUCGUGUGGAAUUAGUGCAGGUGCUAUUUAGACACGGAGAACGUACACCGCGUGAAAAAGAACUGUGGCCGAAUGAUCCUUACGAUAUAUCGGUAUAUGAACCAUGGGGUCUUGCACGAUUAACGAAUCAAGGAAAAAUGAGAGAAUAUCGAAUAGGACAGGUGUUGAGAGAGCGUUACGAUAAAUUUUUAGGAGAUAUUUAUCGACCUAGCGAUGUGUACGCUUUCAGCACGGAUCAUGAUCGAACAAAAACGUCUCUUCAAUUAGUCUUAGCUGGAUUAUACCAUCCGACACCAGCGCAAACGUGGAAUGAAAAUUUGUUAUGGGUACCUAUACCAGUACAUUAUAUGCCGGAGAAAGUGGAUGAUCUAAUGAAGCCAGAUACUUCUUCAGUAUAUUUAGAUGCUCUGGACAAAGUGAGAAACUCGGAAGAGGUUCUUAAAAAAGUAUUAGUAUAUAAAGAUCUUUUUAAAUUUCUCAGCGAAAAGACUGGUAUAAAUAUAACUAAAACAAAUCAAGUGUAUGAAAUAUAUAAUCUGCUGGUAGCACAGAAAGCUAUGAAUUUCCCUUCACCAGAUUGGUGCACCGAUGAAAUAUUGAAAAAGCUUCAGGAAAUCGUGAAGCUCGAAUACGAGAUUCGUUCUUACACACCUCAAUUGAAACGAUUGAACGGUGGUCCGCUUAUCAAAAGGUUUAUCGAGAAUAUUAAAAUUAACGAGGGACGUGAUACACCAAGAAAGAUCUACUUAUACGGCGGACACGAAGUAAAUAUCGCUGGAGUUGCGAAAGCUUUGAAUUUUAGUGAACCUGAGAUACCAGCUUAUGGAUCUGCGAUUAUAGUUGAAAAAUUGAGCAAUGCAAAUGGUGAAAUUUAUAUCAGGAUGCUCCUUUGGACUGGAGUUACAGAAGAACUAAUUCCUUACAAACUAGCUGGUUGUGAGGAGAUUUGUCCAAUCGACAGAUAUUUAAGUAUUGUGAAGGACAUUAUUCCAUCGGAUGAAGAAGCGAAUCACAAGUGGAAUUUAAUAUCUAAAGAAGAAUUACAGAAAUUGUAUGAAGAGAAAAUAAACUUCAAUUGAAUGUGUUUUUACAUUUUUAAUGCAUAGAUGAGGUAAACCAGUCAUGCCAUACAUUUUUAUGAGACCAAAGGUUACUUCAUUUCAACUGGAGUUUCUAAUACAUAUAUGUAUAUUUAUUGUAAAUUCGCCAAUAUUUCUGUAAUAAAAUAUAUUAAUAAUCUA
Osmia bicornis bicornis is the source of this 1448-nucleotide messenger RNA. RefSeq names its product venom acid phosphatase Acph-1-like. Gene Ontology annotation, biological process: dephosphorylation. The record is from RefSeq and is a predicted model, not a curated record. Lineage: Eukaryota; Metazoa; Arthropoda; Insecta; Hymenoptera; Megachilidae. Gene Ontology annotation, molecular function: phosphatase activity. The transcript has 6 exons. The coding region runs from base 111 to 1286 and encodes 391 amino acids.